Toxoplasma gondii ME49 is the source of this 2515-nucleotide messenger RNA. RefSeq lists its product as hypothetical. NCBI's taxonomy places the organism in Eukaryota, Apicomplexa, Conoidasida, Eucoccidiorida, Sarcocystidae. Bases 1730 to 2515 code for a protein of 261 amino acids. The record is from RefSeq and is a predicted model, not a curated record. The transcript is spliced from 4 exons.
CAACUUUAUCGUCUUCACACCAAGGCUCUCUCUGUCGGAGCCAUGCCAUCUUUUACAGAAGAACUGCCACUGCCUUCGCGCGAAAAGACGACACGGAGAGGCAUGUGGCGGAUAAUACGCGGCCGCGCUCGAUAGCUAGUUGGAUAACGUGGAGUCUGCGUUCUCGGAGUGUGAUGAUUUCCUUGAAUUCGUGGAAGCCUUUUCAUUUCCUUGACUUUCGCCGUGCUCUUGGCAUCUAGACGUGCAUUUGUUCGCCGGAAGGCGCCCGUCUUCUCGCCCCUUUUCCCGCAAACGUCCCGCUGCCCUCGCGCUCGGUCACUCGAGAGCCUAACCUGCUUCUGGUUUUGACAAGUCCCUGGUGAAGAGUCACUUUCAAAUCAACGCGAACUUUUCUCCCGGCACCAAGGGAUUCGCCUCUCUUUUUUUGCCUGCGUUUUUUCCGGUUCCUUUGCGACCGCAGCAAUUUGUCAAACAAGCCGUGGGUUCGAGACCCGCAAACCGGACGACGAGUGACUCGCGCGGGAUACCGGUGCGACUUAAGGUGUAUGUACACCCCAAAGCAGCGUUUUUCUCGAUCCAGAGCCGAGAAUCCUCUGGGCUCUCUGCGGCGCUUUGUUGAGAAUUUGUCGGAGGUUUUGACGGAAGUUGCUCCGAAUUCUGUAGAGACAUCGAAGUAUGUCCGGUGAACUCCCACUGACGCAACGCUGGCGCGAACGCGGUGUAUGCAAACAUCUCUUUGCAUCUGAAGACGAUUUCUUCGACGUUCUGCCUUCGAAACGCGCCAUCCUUCUCCUUUCUCUUUACUCUCUCGUCGGAGCCUCCUCGCGAAGCUCACUCGCCACAAGCAGCCGGGACCUUUUCGCUUGCUUCGCCUUCCACAUGCGCUCAGGCGAGCGAGAUUUCCUCGUCUCCCCCCCUCGCCGCUUCUUUCCAGUCUCUCUCGCGCAGUCGCCAAUUGUGUUCCACCCUCUGCUUCCCCUCUCUGCGUUCCGUUUGCGAGGCCGCUUCCCCUCUUCUAUAGAACUCUCGGGUGUCUCUCGAGCGCAUGCCUUACACGUUGCCGUCUCUGCUUUCUUGUCUUUAUACGUUUUGGCCUGAUCAAUUGUUUUCUUGAUUCGUCUUUGCCGGUCUCCCUUCGCUCUGGCGGUCUCCGCUCUCGGCUGUGUCGGUAGCACCUCAGUUCAGCUUCCUCUCCCAGUCCUGGUUUCUCUCUCUCCACUUGUCUGUCGUUUUCGGGAGAGCUGCUCCUCCGCUACGCUUCUCUUUCCUCUUCUCUCUCUCUGCUGCGUCCCCCGCCGGGCGGCACCCUCUUCUCGAUUGCUCGCUUCGACGCAGUCCAGCUUCUUCAUUUAUGCGCGGCACUCCUGUCGGCGUCGCUACUGUUCUCUCUCCUUCUGCUAUACUCGAGGUCAUCCAUCCUAAAACCAAGGAGCUUCACUAGCUUACUUCUCCCUCGCUCUUCUGUGAUUUCUGUUCCUUUCUCUGGCAUCCUCUCCUCACACGGCUGUCUCGUAUCCCUUACAGUCCACCCCCUUACAAUCCACCCUGUCUCCUCUCCACUCUAUCUCUUGUCUUCCCUUCUUUCUUCUCCACCUGCGGGUGUUCCUUCGUAUUCGCUUCUUCUUUUCUUACUCUUUUCUCCUCUUCUCCCUUCUUUCCUCUCUUCUUGUUCUCUCUUUUCUCUCCUCUCCCUUAUUCUCUUCUUCUCUUCUCUCUUCUCCUUCGCGCGAUGGCGCGGCUGUUUCGGAGUUGUUGCGGCUCUAUGCCCUUCGGCAUGGGCAGUGAAGCCAGUCAGACACACCGGAGUUCGCGCUCGGCUUCUUCGAAAACGGUGUCGAGCUCGAGCAGCGAAGAGAGCUGGGAGAGCAGCGACGCUGGAGAUGCGGAGAAAUCCGGCGGCGACUACCAACCGCCGAACGAUACGCAGGUGCAGCUCCUCGCGAAAAGGUGGAUCGGCCAUGUGCAACAGAGAGCUGCGAAAAUCUGGAGCAGAGAACAAGUCAUGCAAAUGUUCGAAACCAUCGCCAGGUCUGUGAACUUCACAGAAGAUCCAAUUCUGGGCGAUCCUUCUCCGAGCGCACCCUGCGUGCAGUGGCAUGGCGACAUUUCUCAGCAGCAAGGCCUUCCUGUCUUGCUGAUUCAGAAACCGAACAAUCCCAGCCCAACUUCCACUUACGUCUGUCGCGUCCUCGCCUUCCUCUUCGCCGACGACGCUUCGCUCAAACUCCUCAAACAAGUCGGCAAUAAACAGUGCGAGAUGAACUGCGGGAACACACACUGCGUGCGUCUGUCGCAUCUCGUCGGCUACACAAGCGCCUGGGCGCAGAAGUACCAAGCACCGAAGAAAGCGGCGCCGACCCCGAAAGGCAAAGGCGGCAAAAAGGCCCCGAAAGCGAAGGCAAAAAAGAAAGCUGAGGAAACAGGUUUCGCUAACUCACCUGCAUGUGCAGGUCUCCACACCCGCAAAAAGCUGCGCCCACAAUUAACAGACAAAUAUUACGUGUGUCUUCAAUGA